GUUGUUGUCUGCAUCCAUGGAUUCUGCAUUUGAUACUGCUGCUGUGCUUGGAUCGAAAUGACGCCAGGGGACCCGGCCAACCUGCAGGUUAUAUGUCUUCCAUUACAAACUUCAUCACUGUCACUACACAUAUCACUAGUCCAUUCUGAAGGAAGGGAUUUCAUACUAGAUGUCAGCAAUUCUUGCAGCAUCUCUAGCAGGUGCUGCAGGAUUCUUGGCAUUAGUAGGGGUUGCCAUAUUUCUUAUAGUACUUUUCCUGCGGCACCGCAGAAGAGCUUCAGACUCUUCAGAGAGUAGUUCAUCCGGUCCAGCUCAACCAGAGCUGCAGGGAGCAAGAUGUAUGACUCUGGAGGAGCUAAGUUCAGCUACAAGGAACUUCAGCAAUGUGAAUCUGAUUGGACAUGGAAUGUUUGGAGAGGUUUACAAGGGUUUACUCCAGGAUGGCACAAUUGUAGCCAUUAAAAAGAGGCAUUCUCCUCCUAGCCAUGAAUUUAUUCACGAGGUUAAUUAUCUGUCCUCUAUUCGUCAUCGAAACCUUGUAAACCUUUUGGGGUACUGCCAGGAGGAUGGCAUGCAGAUGCUGGUUUAUGAGUAUGUUCCCAACGGCAGCGUUUCUACACAUUUACAUGGUAGCAGCCAUGCUCCAGGUGUAAAGCUAGAAUUCAAGCAGAGACUUUCCAUUGCUCAUGGAGCUGCAAAAGGUCUAAGUCACCUGCAUUCUUUGACACCUCCGGCGAUCCAUAUGAACUUCAAAACGGCUAAUGUCCUUGUGGAUGAGGAUUUCAUACCCAAAGUUGCAGAUGCAGGCAUCCGUGGCCUGCUAGAUCGAUUAGGUGGUGCAGGCCCGUCAUCAAGAACAUCUAACGAUCCUUUCCUUGAUCCCUGGAUGAGGGAAUCCAUAAAUUUUUCAGUACAAAGUGAUGUAUACAGUUUUGGUGUUUUCCUCGUGGAGUUGCUCAGCGGUCAGAGGGCACUGUCUGAUCAAAGCAUCAUUCGAUGGGUGCAGAACUACCAGCAAUCAAGUGAUAUAUCUGCAAUUGCAGAUAACAGAAUGGCUAGUGGCUAUACCUCAGGAAGCAUGAGAGAAUUCCUGCGGUUGACAUCGUGGUGCGUGAACCCGACGAUCGAGCAUCGUCCAUCGAUGAGCUUGGUGGAGGCAGAGAUAAACCGGAUUCGGGAGCAAGAGAUGAGGUUGACCACCAUCAUGCCAGAAAGCACACCAACUGUGACUCUGGGUAGUCAGCUCUUCAGAACUUCAGGUUGAAGAACAAUUAGCUAGCUUCCUCUUAUCAGAGUAAUAGACUAGCAAUUCCUAUUUCAACAGAAAAAGACUAGCAAUUCCCCUUCCAUUUAUUUUCUCUCUUUAUUUUCUCUUUUGGUCUUCAUAGUGAUUCAGCUGUUACUCAAGUGUACAAAA
Molecule: messenger RNA, 1417 nt
Organism: Oryza brachyantha (malo sina)
Lineage: Eukaryota; Viridiplantae; Streptophyta; Magnoliopsida; Poales; Poaceae
Product: probable serine/threonine-protein kinase PBL21
Exons: 8
Coding region: 170-1264 (364 amino acids)
Biological process (GO): protein phosphorylation
Molecular function (GO): ATP binding; protein kinase activity
Source: RefSeq, a predicted model, not a curated record